Molecule: messenger RNA, 2767 nt
Organism: Mytilus californianus (California mussel)
Lineage: Eukaryota; Metazoa; Mollusca; Bivalvia; Mytilida; Mytilidae
Product: early endosome antigen 1-like
Exons: 7
Coding region: 248-2767 (839 amino acids)
Source: RefSeq, a predicted model, not a curated record
UUCGAAAACGAAAGUAGGAAUAAACAGACCUUGAAAAAAAACCCAGGAGAAAACGACGUGAAAAAAUUCUUGUAAAACCGAAGAAGGUUAUUUUAUCAACAUAUCAAUGGGUCCAUUCUGAAAGAAAAGAUGUAGCUGUAGACAGUGGCUACAGUGGUGUUAGAGGGUGACACUGUAGCAAAUAAUAGAAACCAUUAUAAACAGAACAAGGAUAGCGAGAUAAGGAGAUACUACUAAAGAAACCAACAUGAGUCUAACAGUAGAAGAGUCAAACUUACUGAGAUUUUACUUCCUGAAUUUGAAGGUUGCUUCUAAGGCUGCCAGGGUAUAUUUUGAUUCUAUCCAUCCACCAGCAGGACUUGCAGGGGAACUUACAAGAAGUUCUGUGACCUUGAAAGGGCUCCGUUUUAUGACAAAACUGCAACUGAAUGUUUUAUAUCCCAGUUCUGGCCAAACAGUUACUUCAGCAGACUUUGAUACAACGUUGAUAGUUUGCCUUUUACGGAACCUGCCACCACGUGAAUCUUCCCCCCUUACCGGCUGGGAUAAUUUACCACCACCAGGUGAUACCAGUACAGGUGCAGACCUUGCUAGAGUCAAAUGGUACAGAAACCUGUCAGCCCAUAGUAAAGACGGGAUAUUGUCGUCUACAGAUUUCAAUCAGUUCUGGGGUGAUUUAGAAGGUGCCAUUGGACGUCUUAGUGCCAAAGGCGGACUGCCAAUGCUUAAAGAAGCUCAGUUGGCACAAAGUUUCUCCAUUGGAUCCCUUACAGAUGUAUUACUGGAACUUAGAAACUAUGAAAAAUCACAACAGGAACUGACAGAAAUGAUAACAAAUCUUCAAUCAGCAAUUGACAGUCUUAGGACUAACAAAGAAGAGCAUGAAAAGAGAAUUCAUCAGGUAAAUGUUUCCCAUCAAAAAGGGGAAGCUGAAACACAAAAAUUGACAACUGAACCUUCUGAUUACAAAGAUAAAUGUACAGAGAAACUUGAAGCAUGUAAGAAUGAUAUAAAAAAGAAUGAAGAAAUGAUUAAAGAAUUGCAAGACCAAUCAGUUAAGAAAAAGGAUAAGAUAGCUGAUCUUAUUUCACAAAUAGGCAAACUUGAAAAACAUGACAAGAUGUUAAAAGAACAUGAUGAACAUUUGGCUAUGCUUGAUGAACAGGGGUCAAAACAAGGUGAACAGAUAGCACAACAAGGUGAACAGUUGGCACAACAUUGUGAACAGAUGGCACAUCAAAGUGAACAGAUGGCACAACAAGGUGAACAGAUGGCACAUCAAAGUGAACAGAUGGCACAACAAAGUGAACAGAUGGCACAACAAAGUGAACAGAUGGCACGACAAGGUGGAAGUAAUCAAACAAGACUUGAGGAAGAUACAAAAGCCCUUAUUGAAGAAGAUGUAAGAGAGGGUACAUUCGUAAGUACUAAGGCAGUGACGGAUGGCUUAUUACUACUGAAACAGAAUGGAGUCUUGUUGAUAACAGGACAUGCAGGUACAGGAAAAAGUCGGAUUGGUCGUCAUGUCCUACAUAUGUUUUGUACUGAAAAUAUGUCACACAAAUGUAUGAAGCUAACAUUGGCAGAAUGGGAUAAUAUGACCAAUAGAAAAGAAAAUAUGGACAAUAGAGCAGAAAAUUUGGUGCUUCUACUUGAUGACAUUUUCGGAGAAACAAAUUGUAUUUACAAUAGAGAAAAAGAUACCCCAAUUCUAGACAAAGUUCAUGCAUAUGUAUGUAAAGGUAACAUUAAAGUCAUUAUAACAAUCAGAGAUACAGUCAAACGUCAAUGUCAAGAAAUGUUUGACAGUCAUAGAUUAUUUAAGUCUGACUUCAUUGAUCUAAGUACAGACAAGUAUUUACUAAGCCGGAAGGAGAAAAAUACUUUUCUCGCAAAAUACAUGAAAACAGUUCGUCAAUCAGACUAUACCGACAAUAAAGGGUUUUUGGAUUUUAAUGGUGACACAAUUUUAGAUAAGAAAGAAGUUUUGAAAAUAAUACAAGAAAAUCCUGUCAAAGGAUUUCCUCUAGUAGUGUAUCAGUUUGUCCAUUACAACAAAUAUUUUAAGCUUGAAAGUAAAUUUUUCGACAGGCCAACAAAGGCCAUGUUAGAAGACAUGAAUGCAAUAAGACGUAAAGGUGAGGAUCAGAGGAAUUUUAUGAUACAGUAUGCAGUAAUGGUCUACACAGCAAUAAAUGAAAACCGUAUCAACCCUGAUGAUAGCUCUAAUAUUACAGAGAUUCCAAAGAUAAUUGAUGCAAUCUAUGAAAAAACAGUAAAGCUGAAAAAAUGGCACAUAUCAGAUGCAGUUAAUGAACUUAAAGGAAGUCAUUUGAUUAAUAUUCCAAACCGAAGAUCUUACAGAUUACACCACCCAACACUGCAGGAGAGUGUCAUCUUAUCUUUUGCUCAGAUUGAUGAAGCAAAUAUAAACAAGAUCAUACCUUUAAUCAGCUGGUCAUUUUUCCUAAAGAUGGUAAAACCAGAAUCAUACAAAGAAAAAGAGGGAGAGGUAGUAUUGAGAAUUCAAACAAACAGUUUUAAACUAUUGGCUGAUAGAUUAGUGGAUAUAUACAUAGCAGAAUUUGUGACUUAUGACUUUGAUCGUUUUAUAUCUAACUUAUGUAAUACUGAAAUAUUCCAGCAAGAAUAUUGUCACCUGCUACCUUGUUUAUUAGAGGUUUUAGAAAAGGAAGAUAUCAAAGAUAAACAUACUGAAAAUAUGAUUAGAUCUGGUGAAAUAGAUAGGUGUGACUAUUCUGCAUAA